AGGGGGGGAGGGAAAAGGGGGGGGUCGUGGAAGGGGGGAACGAAGAAAAAUAUAUACCUGACCGCCCCCCCCACCCGGCUUCCCCUUCCCGCUUCCCGGCCGUCCCCCCUCCGCCCGGCGCAGCCAGCGGAGCCCCCUUCGGCUCUGCCCAGCCCAGGCUGGGGGCCCGGGGGCGGCGGCGGGUCCCGACCAGCUCCCGGGCCGAGCCGAGCCCAGCCAAGCCGCACUGGCUUCUUUGUCUGCGGGCGGCGGCCGCCGUGGCCCCGGCCCCGGCCCCCUGGCCCGGGCUGUGAGAUGAAUCUCUAAUCGGUGGCCGCCAGGCACCCGCGGCGAAGGCGGCUCGGGCUCGGGCUCCGACGGAGUUUCACUCUUGUUGCCCAGGCUGGAGUGCAAUGGCGCGAUCUUGACUCACCUCUGCCUCCCGGUUGUUCAAGCGAUUCUCCUGCCUCAGCCUCGCGAGUAGCUGGGAUUACAGGCAUGUGCCACCACCCCAGGCUAAUUUUGUAUUUUUAGUAGAGACGGGGUUUCUCCAUGUUGAUCAGGCUGGUCUCGAACUCCCGACCUCAGGUGAUUUACUCGCCUCAGCCUCCCAAAGUGCUGGGAUUACAGGCAUGAGCCACCACGCCCGGCCUGGACUAUAGAUUUCUUGACAAAGGUGGGAAAUGUGUUUUUCCCCAUUGAAUUCCCAGUGCCUAGCACGUAGUAGCCACUGAAACGUGUUGAAAAAAUGAAGGGUUGGCUGGGCGCAGUGGCUCAUGCCUGUAAUCCCAGCACUUUGGGAGGCCGAGACAGGCGAAUCACGAGGUCUGGAGUUCGAGACCAGCCUGGCCAAUAUGGGGAAACCCCGUCUCUACUAAAAAUACAAAAAUUAGCUGGGCAUGAUGGCGCUCACCUGUAGUCCCAGCUACUCAGGAGGCUGAGGCAGAAGAAUCGCCUGAACCUGGGAGGCGGAGGUUGCAGUGAGCCGAGAUUGUGCCACUGGACUCCAGCCUGGGGGACAGAGCCAGACUCCAUUUCAAAAAAACAAACAAACAAAACAAACAAAAAAACAAAAAAACAAAGGGCAAGGCAUUUCAGGAUUUCUUCUAAUAGGAUCUCAGACUAUGCUAGGGAGUUCUGAUUUGUUUGGGAUAUCCCAGUUCUCCUCCUGGGUAUCUUGGAAUGUUGCACUAAACCCACAGCAGUUCCAGAGGAGAAUGACAGGCAGAACCAGAUCCUCUAGCUCAUUCUCCCCCCCGAAAAUCCUGCAUGGCCCUGGACCUCUUUGGAUUCUCAGGUGGUAGGCAAAUGCCUUAGCACUUGCUAUUCCUUCUACCCCUGAGGCUGCUUGGGUUUUUGUUUUUAUAUUUAUUUAUUUAUUAGGGACAAGGGCUUGCUCUGUCAAGGAGUGCAGGCUGGAGUGUAGUGGCAUGAUCAGGACUCACUGCAGCCUUAAACUCUGGGUCUCAAGCAAUCCUCCGACCUCAGCUUCCCAAGUAGCUGGAACCAUAGGCAUGUACCACCACACCUUGCUAGUUUAUUUAUUUUAUUUUUUGUAGAGACAGAGUCUCCCUGCAUUGCCCAGGAAGGUAUCAAACUCUUGAGCUCAAGCGAUCCUCCCCCUUCAGCCUCCCAAAGCAUUGAGAUUAUAGGCGUGAGCCACUGUGCCCAGCCCUGCCUGCGUUUUUAGAUGUUAGCAAGGAAAGCAAGGGAUAAGUGAGCCAUUUGCUAGCCAACCAGAGUGCCUUGCCAGCCCUGAUCCAGGUGUUUUUCAAACUCAACUCACUGGAGAAAGAAGGCAAAGGAGAGGGCCCUUGAUGGGCUCUGGCUCUCUCCCCAGCUUUAAUCAGAGCAGCUCUGCUGUGAUCUGUGCUGUGGGCACUGCACAGCAUCAUGGGCUUAAAGGAGGCCAUCCAGAUGUGCUAUUUAUGCAGUUAUUGGGGAAAUGGUCAAAAAGCAAACUGAAGAUGGCUGUCUAGUCACUGGAACCAAGUCACAGCCUGAGGCUUGAAAAAAAUUUGGAAAGUUCCUGACAAGGAGAUGGCAGCAAGUCCAGAGGAAAGUCUGCACAGAUACCAAGCAAGGGGAACACACAGGGCACAGCUCAGAGUCAAAAUGCUGAGUGUCUACUUGUCAGAGAGACAUUGAUAUCACAUACAUGUGUAAUAGGAGCCAUCUAAAGGUAAGACAGAGACAGACAAGGGAGUCUGAGAUCUGGGACAAAGGAGGUCUUGGACUCUGUUCUGCCUGGAUUUCUGGUGGGCUGAAUGAAAUCUGGUUGGUGGGUUGGAGUGGGCUUAGGUGUGGCUAGAGGCUAUAUCUCAGGACUGACUUUGCCCUUGACUUAAAGGACCAGACACUGAGACCCAGGUCCUCAUAGCUCAUCAAAUUUUAAGGGUGAAAGGGAUAUCAGAAUCACCCAAGCCUUAUCACUACUUAAAUCCUCCUAAUAACACAGUCACAAAGUGGACACUUGCCCCUGCUCAACCACUCCCUGUGAGUGGCCAUAGUUGGCAGCAAGGAGCCAGAGGCCACAACAAGACUAUGAGCAGACAACGCUCCUCUCAAGCAGAUGCCUUGUUGUCCUACAAAGAUUGGCUACUGCUGCCUUACGCCUAAUGACCUUUGGAAUUGGAAAAUUCUUCUCCCCAUGAAAUGCUGGAGUGCGGUGGCGAGAUCACAGCUCACCACAGCCUCAACCUCCUGGGCUCAAGUGAUCCUCCUGCCUCAAUCUCCUGAGUAGCUGGGACUACAGGAUGUGCUAGGUGUGGGCCGGCCCCCACCCGACCCUGACAAGUGACCAUGGAUCCUGGAGCCGGGUCAGAGACAUCUCUGACUGUCAAUGAGCAGGUCAUCGUGAUGUCAGGUCAUGAGACCAUCCGAGUGCUGGAAGUCGGAGUGGAUGCCCAGCUCCCUGCUGAGGAAGAGAGCAAAGGACUGGAGGGUGUGGCCGCUGAGGGCUCCCAGAGCGGAGACCCUGCUGAAGCCAGUCAAGCUGCUGGUGAAGCUGGGCCAGACAACCUGGGCUCCUCUGCAGAGGCAACUGUGAAGUCACCCCCGGGGAUCCCUCCGAGCCCUGCCCCUGCCAUUGCCACCUUCAGCCAAGCCCCAAGCCAGCCUCAGGCAUCGCAGACCCUGACGCCACUGGCUGUACAAGCUGCCCCCCAGGUCUUGACUCAGGAAAACUUAGCCACAGUUCUGACAGGAGUUAUGGUUCCAGCAGGGGCAGUUACUCAACCUCUUCUUAUCCCCAUCAGUAUUGCAGGUCAAGUGGCUGGUCAGCAGGGGCUGGCCGUGUGGACAAUUCCUACAGCAACCGUGGCUGCCCUCCCAGGACUGACCGCUGCUUCUCCUACGGGGGGAAUUUUCAAGCCACCUUUAGCCGGUCUCCAAGCAGCUGCUGUGCUGAACACCGCUCUUCCGGCACCCGUACAAGCUGCCGCACCAGUACAGGCCUCCUCGACGGCCCAACCCCGGCCACCAGCCCAGCCCCAGACGCUGUUCCAGACCCAGCCGCUGCUGCAGACCACACCUGCCAUCCUCCCGCAGCCCACCGCUGCCACCGCUGCUGCCCAUACCCCCAAGCCAGUGGACACCCCCCCACAGAUCACCGUCCAGCCUGCAGGCUUCGCAUUUAGCCCAGGAAUCAUCAGUGCUGCUUCCCUCGGGGGACAGACCCAGAUCCUGGGGUCCCUCACUACAGCUCCAGUCAUUACCAGCGCCAUUCCCAGCAUGCCAGGGAUCAGCAGUCAGAUCCUCACCAAUGCUCAGGGACAGGUUAUUGGAACCCUUCCAUGGGUAGUGAACUCAGCUAGUGUGGCGGCCCCAGCACCAGCCCAAAGCCUGCAGGUCCAGGCCGUGACCCCCCAGCUGCUGUUGAACGCCCAGGGCCAGGUGAUUGCGACCCUGGCUAGCAGCCCCCUGCCUCCACCUGUGGCUGUCCGGAAGCCAAGCACACCUGAGUCCCCUGCUAAGAGUGAGGUGCAGCCCAUCCAGCCCACACCAACCGUGCCCCAGCCUGCUGUGGUCAUUGCCAGCUCAGCUCCAGCAGCCAAGCCAUCUGCCUCUGCUCCUAUCCCAAUUACCUGCUCAGAGACCCCCACCGUCAGCCAGUUGGUGUCCAAGCCACAUACUCCAAGUCUGGAUGAGGAUGGGAUCAACUUAGAAGAGAUCCGGGAGUUUGCCAAGAACUUUAAGAUCCGGCGGCUCUCCCUGGGCCUUACACAGACCCAGGUGGGUCAGGCUCUGACUGCAACGGAAGGUCCAGCCUACAGCCAGUCAGCCAUCUGCCGGUUCGAGAAGCUGGACAUCACACCCAAGAGUGCCCAGAAGCUAAAGCCGGUGCUGGAAAAGUGGCUAAAUGAAGCUGAACUGCGGAACCAGGAAGGCCAGCAGAACCUGAUGGAGUUUGUGGGAGGCGAGCCCUCCAAGAAACGCAAACGCCGCACCUCCUUCACCCCCCAGGCCAUAGAGGCUCUCAAUGCCUAUUUUGAGAAGAACCCACUGCCCACAGGCCAGGAGAUCACUGAAAUCGCUAAGGAGCUCAACUAUGACCGUGAGGUCGUGCGGGUCUGGUUCUGCAAUCGGCGCCAGACACUCAAGAACACCAGCAAGCUGAAUGUCUUUCAGAUCCCUUAGGGCUCAGCCCCUGGCCCUGUGUUCUAGCACUUUGUCCAUUUCCUGUGGCAUCCGGCUUCAGCCACUGCCACAACAGCACCUGUCAUUUUGCCACGUGCAGCUGUGCUCACCCCAGGUCAUCAGACUCCACCGUGUGCAUGUGCAUCAAUGUCCCUCUUUUCUCCCACACAUCUCACGUCAUGGGGAGGCCAGAGGGGGCCACACGAGAGCUCCAGGCUCUGGGCUGGUCACUCCGAAGAAGAGGAUUUGUGACGUCACUUAGAGAAGCACCUUGCUAGCAUGGUUUCUGAAGGGUGAAUUCUGGUGGGGAACCAGAAACUCCCUGUCUUUGGGGCAGGGCUGAAGCAGCUCCUAAGGACCACUGGCCAUUAGCUCUUGCUUUUGACGGCAUUCUCUUUCCACCUUCUCUUCUCCUUUGCUCCUGUGUGUUAGUGUGGCAGGUAUGACAACUCAUCCAGUGGAAACACAGCCUCACACUGCCUUUCCGCCCCCACACUUUGCCUGCAGGCCCACCGAAAGGACCCAGGAGAUAAAAUUCAAAAAAGUGUGAUGUGCUGCUCAGAAGGUCAGACUCAAUGUCUGCCUUGACCUCAAGGUCAGAAGGGUUCCCAAACCCCUGGGGCUGGAACAUGGGAUCUCCUCUCCCACCUCUUCCUGGUUCCUUUGCGGGGAAAAUUGCACUAAAACAGAACCUUUUCUUAAUCCAUGUUGGAAGGAAGCAACAGUGAACUCUACCUGUCCUGGAGUUGUCCUGGGUCUGCAGAAGGUUGGGAAUUUAGAAAAUGAAGCUGUUCUUUCAUAUUUUAAUCUAAUCUCUGUCAAUGGCCAUCCCUCCCACAAAAAAACGUGGGUUAAGAGAACUUGCAGACUGGAUAUGCAAGCAAACGGGCAACUCUGGAGAAAAAUAAGGAAAGGAAUGCUGACUUUUUCUUUCUCUUGUCCGCACACCCAUUCCCAACCCAAUACUGGGGCCUUCUCAAAAGGAGCAAAUUAAACAAUAAACCAGACAGCAAGGCCCUGGGGGGAAGGACAACAUCCUGAAAUAAAUGAUGGAGCCCGGGAA
Molecule: messenger RNA, 5680 nt
Organism: Pongo pygmaeus (Bornean orangutan)
Lineage: Eukaryota; Metazoa; Chordata; Mammalia; Primates; Hominidae
Gene: POU6F1
Product: POU class 6 homeobox 1
Exons: 14
Coding region: 2782-4617 (611 amino acids)
Biological process (GO): regulation of transcription by RNA polymerase II
Molecular function (GO): RNA polymerase II cis-regulatory region sequence-specific DNA binding; DNA-binding transcription factor activity, RNA polymerase II-specific
Source: RefSeq, a predicted model, not a curated record